Messenger RNA from Tinamus guttatus (white-throated tinamou), 911 nucleotides. The record is from RefSeq and is a predicted model, not a curated record. NCBI's taxonomy places the organism in Eukaryota, Metazoa, Chordata, Aves, Tinamiformes, Tinamidae.
UUUUUUUUAAACCUGUCUUCCUUUGAAGAAGUAACUCAGGAAGCUUCAUGGCCUCUCAAGAACCUCAAGGACAAAUAAACCCAAUCUUUAAGGAUUAUCUCCCUGGUUCUGCUGAUCUACCUGAACAGAACCAGUGUGUUGAAUCAACAAGUGCUUGGAAGCAAACAUCGCACUCUUAUAACUUGCCACCUGGUCUGGAGUACCUGAGACAGCUGGACCGGAUUAUUAUUCAUCAGCAAGUGGAGCUUCUUGAAGCUUUACUUGGCACAGAGACCUGCAGCAAGUAUGAAAUAAAAAACCAUUUAGGACAAAGAGUUUACUUCGCAGUGGAAGAAAAUGUUUGCUUUGAUCGUAACUUCUGCUCACCUAUAAGAUCUUUCACCAUAAGGAUUGCUGACAACGCAGGCCGAGAAGUGAUUACUGUGAAUAGACCCUUGAGAUGCAACAGCUGCUGGUUCCCAUGCUUCCUGCAAGAGUUAGAAGUUCAGUCCCCACCAGGCACAAUAGCUGGAUAUGUUGUUCAGAACUGGGACCCCUUUUUGCCUAAAUUUACUAUACAGAAUGAAAGCAAAGAAGAUGUAUUAAAAAUAAUUGGCCCAUAUGCAACUUGUGGCUGUUUUGAAGAUGUUGACUUUGAGGUAAAAGCUCUCAAUGAAAUGACAACAAUUGGCAAAAUUUCCAAGUACUGGUCUGGAUUUGUAAACAAUGUAUUUACCAACACUGCCAACUUUGGGAUCCAGGUCCCAGUAGAUCUUGAUGUGAGAAUCAAGGCAGUAAUGAUUGGUGCUUGCUUCCUUAUUGACUUAAUGUUCUUUGAAAAUUCUUUGGAUGGAUUAUAACAAGAGGAGAGAAACAAUAAAAUAUGCAGAAUAUGUUUCAAAGUCCCCUGAGCUUUGGAUGUGAUUUUGAAC